CACAAGUGGACACAAAAAGAAACCAAGGGUCACUCUCGUUUGCCGUUUGGUGCUUUGAGGAGGUGAUUUGUUUUUGAGGAGUUGAAUGGCACCGAGGAAGAGAAAAGCUGUGGGAGGAGAAGAGGCACCGGCGGCGAAGCCUCAAACGACAUCGAUGAGGAUGACUCGGAGAGCCACUCGCCAAGCCAACUUGGACUUGAACGAGUCGGCUACUGAGUUGGCCAAGGCCGAGUUGCCGAAAAAAAAGGCUAAGAAGGCGAAACCAGCUAAGAAGCCGAAGAAGGAAGAAGUGAAAGCGGAGGAGACUGAUUCUGAGAAAGAGAAACCGGAGGGGGAAGAAGCUGGUGGCGAUGAGUCGGAGAAGAGGACUAUUGUGAUUGAGCACUGCAAACAGUGCUCUUCAUUCAAGACAAGAGCUAAUCUGGUGAAAGAUGGUUUGGAGAAAGAUGUCGCCGGGAUCACAGUGCUACUGAAUCCUGAGAAGCCAAGACGGGGCUGCUUUGAAAUACGCGAGGAAGGUGGAGAGACGUUCAUUAGUCUUCUGGACAUGAAGCGACCAUUUAUACCAAUGAAGGAACUUGACAUGAACAAAGUGAUUUCUGAUAUAGUAGAGAAGUUGAAAUGAGUUUGAUCCUGGCAGUCACUGCCUUUUUUGUAUUUGGUUGAAGCUAACCAAGUUAGUUUGGGUGGCAGUGGAAGCCUUAGCACUGAGAUUUUAUUGAUUGAUGUAGGCUUUGUGUGUUUGUUUGUUUUGACAUGAAUCAAGUGAAACCAGACGGUUGACACAGAUGAAAGCUUUUUUGGAUACUGUUGACCUGCUCAAUUGUAGAGCCAAUUAUGCUAUGGGAUUUGGAUUUAGGUUAUCUUGA
Pistacia vera is the source of this 869-nucleotide messenger RNA. RefSeq names its product selenoprotein H-like. The coding region runs from base 86 to 625 and encodes 179 amino acids. Gene Ontology annotation, cellular component: Golgi apparatus. The record is from RefSeq and is a predicted model, not a curated record. NCBI's taxonomy places the organism in Eukaryota, Viridiplantae, Streptophyta, Magnoliopsida, Sapindales, Anacardiaceae. The transcript has 4 exons.